GUUCAGUGCAAAUAUGAGGGCUUUGCUUUUAUGUUGCGUCGCAGUGGCGGCGCUGGCCUACGUCAGCUGCCGGGAGGUGCCGCGGGAGAAGCGCAGUGCGGACCUGGAGGAGGCCGCCAGCCACCACGGCGGCAAGUGGGACAAGGGCGGCGGCCACGAGCACCACCACCAUCACCACCAUGACCACGGGGAGAAGGGACACAAAGGCUACAAGGGCCACCACCACCACGAACACGGCAAGAAGGGACACCACCAUCAUGAAGGACACAAGGGACACCACGAUGAGCACGGCGGCCACAAGAAACACCACCACCACGAUGAUGGCCACCACCACGAGCACCACCACGGCGAGAAGGGCCACAAAGGGCAUGGCCACCAUGAGGAGGGACAUUAUCACAAAGGCCACUCCACCAAGGGUCACCACGGUGUCCACAAGCACGACGAGUUCAAGAAGGAGAAGCACUUCCAUGAUCACCAUCAUGACGGCGGUCAUCAUGAGCAUCACGGUGGUCAUCACGAAGAACAUGGUCACAAGAAGGGCGGCGGUCACCACAAGGGACACAAGCACCAUGGCCACCAUCAUCAUGAACACGGCAAGGGCGGACACCACGAGAAGGGAGGACACCAUCACGACCACAAAGGCCACCACGAUGAGGGCGGCCACCAUGAGCAUCACCAUCAUCAUCAUGACCAUGGCAAGAAGGGCGGUCAUGAGGACCACAAGCACUGGGGUCACAAGAAGGGACACUAAACUAUUGAUGCCAGCAUAUACGAUUAGAACCAAAUUAAUUAGUCCUUAUUAUCUAGUUUCUCUAGGUUUUCUAAUUAAGCACAAUGUGUUAAGUUUUCGUUGAAAGUGAUGUUGUUAUUAAAAAAAUAUUGACAAAG
Ostrinia nubilalis (European corn borer) is the source of this 888-nucleotide messenger RNA. RefSeq names its product histidine-rich glycoprotein-like. The coding region runs from base 14 to 751 and encodes 245 amino acids. Lineage: Eukaryota; Metazoa; Arthropoda; Insecta; Lepidoptera; Crambidae. The record is from RefSeq and is a predicted model, not a curated record. The transcript has a single exon.